AGAAUAAAAUCACGCCCACGGGCCAGCUCCUCUCUUCCUCCACAGUCCUCAGGGCGACACGGCCUCAGCCCGUCGUCUCAAAUUGGGGAUCUGAUUCGCGCGAACCUAGGAUUUCUCCGCCGCCGCCGCCAUGUACAACGGUAUCGGGCUGCAGACCCCGCGGGGGUCCGGCACGAGCGGGCACGUCCAGGCGAGCAAGUUCCUUGUCAAGCACCGGCCCUCCUCCUCCUCCGCGGCCGGCGGAAGCGGACCCCCUGGUCCCGGAGACGCCGCCGGCGGGUUGCGGAAGCCGAGCAAGGACAUCCUCGAGCACGACCGGAAGCGGCAGGUGGAGCUGCGGCUGCUCGUGCUGAGGGAUGCGCUCGAGGAGCAGGGCUACACGGAGGGCGAGAUCGAGGAGCGCGUCGUGGAGGUGCGCAAGGCCUCCGAGAUUGAGGCGGCGGCUGCGGCGGCGGAGGAGGAAGGCCGACCACCUCUCCAGGGCAAAGGGUUCACAGACAGGCAGAGCCACCAUGCCGCGGCACGGAAGGAGAAGCAGCUUGAGAGUCUGAGGGCUGCUCUUGGGCCAGACGAUGAGGAUGCCCACAAGAUGGGUGCAGAAAGUGUUAUGGAGCCUGGAGAGCUUGUUCCUGGGAAGUGUUCUGAUGAAGAGUUGGAUACUGAUGGGCAUAAAGACAGCAAGACUUUAAAGGGUUUAUAGGAUGGAGGAAAACAUGCAAAGAAGGCAAGACGGAAGCAGGGAAUGAUGGACAGGAUUGUGACAAAAGUUUUGCGAAGAGUAAGCACGGGUAUGAUUCAGAUACACAACAUGAUCUUGACACCAAGAACAAGAAGAUGCAGAAGAGUUUCUUAGUGUACUUACAUGAGACCUUAAGGCUAGAAGACACCUAAAGUAGACUAAUUUAAUAAAUGUCAGUAGUAUGCAAUUGUUUUGAUUUAGCCGAGAAGAAAGCCCCAUGGCUUGUAUUUUUGUGAGGAGUGAGGUUCAAUAUGGUAAACUGAGAAGCGAGAGGCACAAUAGGCCAGUAGGGAGAACAUACUCACAGUGGUAAGGACCUUAUGGGGGAGAGAGAAAAAGAAAACGCAGAGUAGCGCUUUACCAAUUGCAAGCAUACGAGUAGCAUUUCCCAGAAUGGCGCUAUAAAUUAUGACUGGCACUGUAUCAGUACCGAUGGUGUUGAAGUUAAAAAGGAUACCUCUGGUUUGUUGUA
Molecule: messenger RNA, 1211 nt
Organism: Phragmites australis (common reed)
Lineage: Eukaryota; Viridiplantae; Streptophyta; Magnoliopsida; Poales; Poaceae
Product: pre-mRNA-splicing factor CWC21-like
Exons: 2
Coding region: 131-700 (189 amino acids)
Source: RefSeq, a predicted model, not a curated record